This is a messenger RNA of Betta splendens (Siamese fighting fish), 1833 nucleotides long. It is a transcript of the gene pax1a, whose product is annotated as paired box 1a. The transcript is spliced from 5 exons. The coding region runs from base 243 to 1322 and encodes 359 amino acids. Gene Ontology annotation, biological process: anatomical structure development; regulation of transcription by RNA polymerase II. Lineage: Eukaryota; Metazoa; Chordata; Actinopteri; Anabantiformes; Osphronemidae. Gene Ontology annotation, molecular function: RNA polymerase II cis-regulatory region sequence-specific DNA binding; DNA-binding transcription factor activity, RNA polymerase II-specific. The record is from RefSeq and is a predicted model, not a curated record.
CCAAUCCGCGUUUAUCGGCCGAAGUUCACGUUGGUGCCGCUGUACAUUGCAAUCACUUGUCCAGGGGGGAAAAAAAGGAACGGGGGCCACGCUGCGCUCGGAGGACAUUUAAAGAGGUCUCCUUUUCCUCCGGUGGAGCUCAUUCCUCCCGCUCCCUUCCCUCCUCUGCCUCCGCUCGGACUCGUCCAGCCAUUCGAAGGGGCACCUCUAUUUUUCCCCCCCCCGCACCUCCAAACGGGCAAAUGGAGCAAACUUAUGGAGAAGUGAACCAGCUGGGCGGCGUGUUCGUCAACGGGAGACCCCUACCCAACGCCAUACGGUUAAGAAUAGUGGAGCUGGCGCAGCUCGGGAUAAGACCCUGCGACAUAAGCCGACAGCUCCGCGUCUCCCACGGCUGCGUGAGCAAGAUUCUGGCGCGUUACAACGAGACGGGCUCCAUCUUGCCAGGUGCCAUCGGCGGAAGCAAGCCGCGGGUCACGACGCCCAACGUGGUGAAGAACAUCAGGGAAUACAAGCAAAAUGACCCCGGGAUUUUCGCCUGGGAGAUUCGGGACAGGCUUUUGGCGGAUGGAGUUUGUGACAAGUACAACGUGCCGUCGGUAAGCUCGAUCAGUAGGAUUUUACGCAACAAGAUUGGAAAUCUGUCCCAGCCCAACCAGUACGAGAGCAGCAAGCAAGCCACGGCGCAGGCCGGGCUCUCCUACAACCACAUAUACCCCUACUCCUACCCCAACACCAUGUCGCCCAAAAUGAGCAGCCCUCCCGGAGUACCGGUGACAGCGGGACACGUGAGCAUAUCCAGGGCCUGGCCGUCCGCGCACACCGUCAGCAACAUCCUCGGUAUACGAGCGUUCAUGGAUCCCGCAGCCAUCGCUGGGACUGAAGGAUAUCCACCAAAAAUGGAGGAGUGGGGCAGCGUGAACCGAGCAGCCUUCCCAGCAGCUCACACGGUCAAUGGGAUUGACAAGUCAGCCAUUGACGCCGACAUAAAAUACGCUCAGCCUUCCUCGACGUUGUCCGGCUAUGUCUCAGCGUGUGCUUACUCUCCCACCAACCAGUACGGGGUGUACAGCGGGUCAGCGGGCGGCUACGUGGCCCCGGGCCACCACCACUGGCAGCCGCAGAGCGCGGCCUUAUCCCACGCAGGCAGCGGGAUGGGAAUGCACGCGGGGGAGCUCCACGCACCGAUGGCCUUCAAACACCAGCGAGAAGGAGACCGAAAACCAUCGAGUCCCCUGAGCAAGCAGCAGCAGCAGCAGCAGCAGCAGCACGAAGACUUGAACAGUGUGCACGGACUCAGUCUCCCUACCUCGUCGUCAUAACCGGGACUUGUACCACCUUAUUUGCCAGGCCCAUUUAACUGAACCCAUUUCAACACGUCCAACAGUAAGUCUGAACACUAAUGGCUUGUUCCUCCGGGCACGUGUGGCGGACAGUGAAACACGGGCCUAUUCACGCGCACAGUACAACAUGGGCUUAUGGCCUUAUGAAUGUAAGCUCGCAUGGAUGGAUGUUUUCGGUUUCUCCCCUCACAGUUUGACUUCAUAUUUCUAGGCUGUAUAUUGCCUCAUGGAGAUCGCAGGGUUUUAAAACACAUUAUUGCCAGUCCAGUCUAUCGAUGUUUCAUUAUAAAAACCAAGGGCUACUCUGUAAUACGUCAUAUAUUAUAUUAUCAUUACGUGUUGUCAUGAUCUCGAAUCCACAGUGACUCAACGAUGUGAAAAUAAGAAAAGAAUUGUCUAAAUGUAAAAUAUUUGCCAAAGCUUUAAUUAUAUAUUUUUUAUAAUUUUCACUGUAAAUAUUCAAAAAAAAUAAAGACUUUCUCAAGCGUCC